GAAUGAAAAAUACCUUGUCACACUUUACUCAUGAUUUGAAAAUGACACGAAACAGUUACCCAGAAGGAUGUCCUUAUUUCACAAGUGACACCUCCCCUACUAUAAAAGAUUACCACACUGGGUUAUACAGUGAAUUUAGCUGAGUUUGUCAUAAAGAAAAAGGAAGAAGGACAGAGAUGUGGAUCAUUCUAAAUAUCUGCUUGUAUCUGUCAUUUAACUAUAUCUCUGCUACUUUUAUCUCAGACUCUUGUCAGCUCCAAGGACGCUUCAAGUUGAACGGGAUGUACCAGGUUGGAGACUUAAUCAUUGGAGGCCUUUUUGAGGUUCAGCACCUCAAAGUCUUCCCAGAACUUACCUUCAGAACUGAGCCAGAACUGCCCCAGUGUGAGGAAUUCUAUAUGGCAAGUUUCCAGCAGGCACUGACUAUGGUUUUUGCCAUAAAUGAGAUUAACAAUAAUAACGACCUGCUGCCUAACAUCACGCUUGGUUACCAAAUCUAUGACAACUGCUUAAGAAUUGGAGUGGCGUUCCGGGCUGCCAUAUCCCUGGCUAGUGGGACAGAGGAGUCCUUCUCAGACCUCAACUGCACUGGCCCUCCUCCGGUGAUUGGGAUUGUGGGGGACCCAGGUUCAAGUCAAUCAAUAGCAAUUUCCAGUGUCCUGGGUCUGUUUCGAGUUCCUAUGGUUAGUUACUAUGCCACUUGCUCCUGUUUGAGUGACAGGAAAAAGUACCCAUCUUUCUUCAGAACAAUCCCCAGUGAUGCCUUCCAGGUGCGGGCUAUGGUUCAGAUCUUGAGACAUUUUGGAUGGACCUGGGUUGGUCUCCUCUACAGUGAUGACGACUAUGGCAUCUAUGCUGCUCAGUCCUUCCAGCAGGAAAUGCAGCUGUUUGGGGGUUGUGUGGCAUUCUCUGAGAUUUUGCCUUAUGAUAAUAACCACAGGGACAUUCAUCGAAUAGUAGGGGUUAUACAGACCUCUACAGCCAAGGUAGUUGUAGCAUUCUCAACUGAUUUGUCAUCCCUGAUGGAUGAGUUGUUGUCGCAAAAUGUGACAGGCAGGCAGUGGAUUGCAAGUGAGGCUUGGACAACAACACCUGUCCUACAAACUCCACAAUAUUUGCCCCUACUGGGGGGGACCCUGGGCAUUGCCAUCCGUCAUGGACAGAUUCAGGGACUUCAUGACUUUCUGAUACAUCUCCACCCUGACAAUAAUCCAAAAAACAGUACAAUAAAAAUAUUUUGGGAGAAAAUUUUUGGGUGCAAAUUUGAGGCUGUAGAUGAACAACAAGAACAAGGUGGAACCAAAUGUUCAGGGCAAGAGGAUCUGAGCAGCACAGAAACAGCAUACACUGAUGUAUCAGAGCUGAGGGCCUCAUAUAAUGUGUAUAAGGCAGUUUAUGCCCUGGCAUAUGCACUUCAUGACCUAAUGCAGUGUGAAGAGGGGAAAGGACCAUUCAGUGGGAACAGCUGUGCCAGCAUAACCAACCUGAAACCCUGGCAGCUGGUUCACUACCUACAAAAGGUGAACUUCACCACAGGUUUUGGGGAUCGUGUGUCAUUUGAUAAGAAUGGAGAUGCUCUGACCAUCUAUGAUGUGAUGAACUGGCACCCAAGGUCUGAUGGGUCGAUCGUUGCCCGUACAGUUGGUGUGGUAGAUGAAGGGGCGACAACAGGGAAAGUGCUCACACUGGAUGAAGAUGCAUUAUACUGGAAUUUUGAGACAAAAAAGCCCCCACAGUCUGUGUGUAGUGAGAGCUGCCCCCCAGGCACCAGACGAGCUAGGAGGAAAGGCUUUCCUGUCUGCUGUUUUGACUGCCUGCCAUGUGGCGAUGGAGAGAUUUCUAAUACGACAAAUUCACCCGAAUGCGUCAUGUGUUCAGAUGAGUUUUGGCCGAGUCCAAAAAAUGACCACUGUGUUCCUAAAGAAGUUGAAUUUCUAUCCUAUGAAGAUCCGCUGGGGAUUUCUCUGACCACUGCCUCCCUCUUAGGCACUAGUUUCUGUGCUCUUGUGAUGGUCAUCUUUGCUCAUCACCGCAACACUCCUGUAGUACGUGCUAACAAUUCAGAGCUUAGCUUUCUGCUGCUGUUGUCACUCAAACUGUGUUUCCUGUGUGUGCUGCUGUUCAUUGGACGGCCACAGUUGUGGACAUGUCAGUUAAGGCAUGCUGUGUUUGGCAUAAGCUUUGUCCUGUGCAUCUCCAGCAUCCUGGUCAAGACUAUGGUGGUAAUAGCUGUGUUCAAGUCAUCUCGACCAGAGGGCAAAUCUGCCAUAAAGUGGUUUGGUUCAAAACAGCAAAGAGGAACCAUUUUAGCCCUAACUUCUACACAAGUAGCGAUAUGCACAGUCUGGUUAUCUACUGCAUCCCCAACACCCCAUAAAAACAAUCAGUAUAUCCGCUCUAAAAUAGUAUAUGAAUGUGCUAUAGGCUCAGUGGCUGGUUUUUCUGUGCUGUUGGGAUACAUUGGACUGUUGGCAGCGGCAAGUUUCCUGUUAGCCUUCAUGGCCAGGAAACUUCCAGAUAAUUUUAAUGAAGCAAAGUUCAUCACUUUCAGCAUGCUGAUUUUCUGUGCUGUGUGGAUUACAUUUGUUCCAGCAUAUGUGAGCUCACCAGGGAAAUAUGCAGUGGCUGUGGAGAUAUUUGCCAUACUGGCUUCCAGUUUUGGAUUACUGGUGGCCAUAUUUGCCCCAAAGUGCUACGUAAUUAUAUUACACCCAGAAAGAAACACUAAAAAAGCCAUCAUGGGAAGAUCAACCCAAAAGAAAUAGUUUUACAUGCUGAACAGAUGAGUAAUUAACUAGUGUAAGAUCCUGUAAAUAAAAUGAAACAUCCAAUUACUUCAAAUUGUGCGUAUAUACACUGUAUUUGUGUGUGUUGCUUAUUUACCUUCAAAUAA
Messenger RNA from Cyprinus carpio (common carp), 2893 nucleotides. RefSeq names its product extracellular calcium-sensing receptor-like. Gene Ontology annotation, biological process: G protein-coupled receptor signaling pathway. NCBI's taxonomy places the organism in Eukaryota, Metazoa, Chordata, Actinopteri, Cypriniformes, Cyprinidae. The record is from RefSeq and is a predicted model, not a curated record. Gene Ontology annotation, molecular function: G protein-coupled receptor activity. Gene Ontology annotation, cellular component: membrane.